Molecule: messenger RNA, 1622 nt
Organism: Ceratina calcarata
Lineage: Eukaryota; Metazoa; Arthropoda; Insecta; Hymenoptera; Apidae
Gene: SPARC
Product: secreted protein, acidic, cysteine-rich
Exons: 6
Coding region: 174-1091 (305 amino acids)
Biological process (GO): anatomical structure development
Molecular function (GO): collagen binding; calcium ion binding; extracellular matrix binding
Source: RefSeq, a predicted model, not a curated record
GCCUGGCUUCGCUCGGCUUGGCCGUUCCUCCGUGCGUUGCACAUUACACAGUCAGUAACAGUCCAGCGUCCGAUUUGGAGGGCUCUUUUGAACGUUCUCCAAAAACGGUCGGAGAAAGGAUAAACCAGCAGCACCGGUGACCAGCGAAAGGAAUAAAACGCUGAGAAAUCGCAAUGCGGACCAAACUGCAGCUGCUCUUAUUUACGUUGCUGUUAGUGGCCCUUCUGGUAGACGUCUCGGCUCAGCGGCGAAGAAAAUAUCGUCGUCGCACGACUACGACGGAAGCCAGCGUUCAAGAUGAGGUCAUGAACAUGCUUGAAGCUGAUGAAAUAGCCGAGAAGGCAUCGGAGGAUGCUGAGGUCACCGUUGAAGAUGGCAGAAACGAGGUUGGAUCGAAGCGGGAGAGCUUGCUCCGUUUGGACCCGUGCAUGGAUAAACAUUGUGGCGCAGGACGAGUUUGCAAGGCAGUAGACGAAGAAACAGCUGAAUGCGUUUGCGUCGAAGUAUGCGACCAGGAAGUCGAUCCGAGGCGAAAAGUUUGUACUAAUUACAAUGAGACUUUCGGAAGCGAUUGCGAAGUCUACCAGGCGCGUUGCUUCUGUGACACCGACGACGCCAGAUGCAAAGGCUCUGAUUAUCAGCACGUUCACAUCGAGUAUUACGGCGAAUGCAGACAGAUGCCCAUGUGCAAAGAAGAGGACAUGGCCGAUUUCCCAAGACGUAUGCGCGACUGGCUAUUUAACGUAAUGAGGGAUCUUGCCGAUCGUCAAGAAUUACCGUCACAUUAUUUGAAGAUGCAACGCGAAGCGGAAACGAACCACACGCUGCGCUGGACGAACGCUGCCAUUUGGAAGUGGUGCGACCUGGAUGGUCACCCUCAUGACAGGGCGGUUUCCAGGCACGAACUCUUCCCCAUCAGAGCACCGCUGAUGGCCCUCGAGCAUUGUAUUGCACCGUUCCUCGACUCUUGCGAUGUCGACAACGACCACAAGAUUACUCUAAUCGAAUGGGGCAAAUGUUUACAACUCGACGAGGAUGAUUUGGAAGAUAAAUGUGACGAGCUGGCGGAAGCGACAAAUUUCGAGCAAUAACUACGAUAAAUUCCAACGAAAGGCGGUUACGACUUGAUAAGCGGAACGGAAGGUACAAAAAAGACGGGGAGUAAACACACGGCGCGGACGCUGCUGCGUACAUCUAGAAAAGGGCAACGAAGGUGGAAAACGGCGGGAAAAAUUGCAUGUAAAUUGCUGCACCUGGCAACGCGCAUGUCUACGCAGAGACUCGUCGAUAUUGCAACCCGUCCGUGAUGGUCGUGCCAACAGCAGUUUUAGACAGUGCUCCCUAAUAAUAUAGAGAUAUGUGCACGUUGGGGAUCGUUCGCGAUUUUUCUCUAAUAAGUUUUUAAUUAAUACGUAAACGAACACUGUCAUACGAUAAUUGUCCAUAUUGCUGGUUUCCUAUCCCUAUAUUUAGUAUAAUCUUGAUUGUAUUGUCCUCGUAGCAACAACGUACGUAUUUUCUAUAUAUACACACGCCCACACGCAUAUAUACCUGCAUACAUUUUGUAUAGGUCUGUUAUGUGACUGCCUUUUUCUUAAUAAAGAAUGAUACAUUUUAUUUAA